This is a messenger RNA of Dermacentor andersoni, 8366 nucleotides long. It is a transcript of the gene Naxe, whose product is annotated as NAD(P)HX epimerase. Gene Ontology annotation, cellular component: mitochondrion. The record is from RefSeq and is a predicted model, not a curated record. Gene Ontology annotation, molecular function: NAD(P)HX epimerase activity. NCBI's taxonomy places the organism in Eukaryota, Metazoa, Arthropoda, Arachnida, Ixodida, Ixodidae.
GUUUCGCAAGGGAAGCACGCGCAGAAGAGCGGGACCUUUAUUUCCUCCUCCUCCUAUCUCUUUCCCUCAGCCUCUCCCCCCGUUUCCCAUCCUUCCCGAGAAACAUCGCCUCCUGGCAGUUUUCUCAGCAGUUGUGCCAGCGGUCGUGCUCGGUUUUACGAGCCGCCCACUGUAUCGCGUCCCACCUUUUACCUUCCUGCAUCGUAGAGAAGCUUGAGAGCAUCGUCUCUUUUUUUUUCCCCUGAUAUCUCUCCCUUUUUGCCUAAUUUCAACACCACGCUCAGCUGCUCCUCCUCUCAAGGCGAGACGACGACGAAAAGGAGUCGCAGAAAACGAAGACGAUAGAUCGACGGUUCCUGCGCGUGCGGCUCCCUCGCCCCAACGUCGAAAGGACGUAAGCUGCUGGAUGAAGGGAGAAUGAAGCGUCCGGCGUGUGGGCGACGUUGUUGGCUGGGAGGCGCGGUAGUGGCCGCUCGAAUCGCGCCGCCGUGUGACCGUCAGCAAGGCGCGCGGUGCAGGCGAGUGUGAGCGCGCGCGUGCGUGGGUGUGGCGUGGCGAACGACGACCGAGGGUGCGUGCGUGGGAAGAACAGUCUCGCUGUUUGCGGCGCCGCCAGUUUAGCGAUACCUCCCGUCCAACGGCCACGGCUUAAACCGCGUGUCCUGUUCUUGGCUCGCUGUGUUUAUACCGGCGACCAUGGAUAAAAGUGAGAAGAAGCCGAUGCGCUUCUCGUUCCGGCGCCGUCCCAAGAGCGUCAGCGUGGACCGAUCCGAGCCGCACAUCGUCGCCGACGCCAACAUUGUCCAGUACUUGGAGAAGAUGCACUACAUCAGCCAGGAGGAGGCCAUCAAGAUCGACCAAGAGCUCUUCUCGGAGUAUGCAUACAGUUUGGACCAGCUCAUGGAGCUGGCGGGCCUCAGUGUAGCCACUGCAGUCGCAAAGUCCUACCCUAAGGCGACUAUGACCAAAGGCGCCACCGUGCUUGUCUGCUGUGGACCUGGCAACAACGGUGGUGAUGGGCUCGUUUGUGCCAGGCACCUCAAGCUUUUUGGUUAUGAACCAUCAGUGUUCUACCCAAAGCAGUCCAACAAGCCUCUGUUCCAGAGCCUGACCAAGCAGUGCCAGGAGAUGGAGGUGCCAUUCCUGUCCUUCCUUCCAGACUCUCAGCUCAUUGCAGACUCCUACAAUGUAGUUGUGGAUGCCCUGUUUGGGUUUAGCUUCAAGCCUCCUGUGCGGCCAGAGUUUGCAGAUGUGCUUGAGAAGAUCAAGAAAGUGAAGAUCCCAGUGGUCAGCGUUGAUAUUCCCUCAGGCUGGGACGUGGAGAAUGGAGGCGACACAGAGGCCCUGCAGCCAGAGUGCUUGGUGUCCUUGACAGCACCAAAACUGUGCAGCCGCAACUUCAAAGGCCGAUGGCACUGGCUAGGAGGCCGCUUCGUGCCACCCGCGCUGGCCGCAAAGUAUGAGCUCAACCUGCCACCAUACCCAGGCACUGAGUGUUGCCUCCUCCUCACACCGCCGACCUCCUCGUGAGGCCUCUGCCACUCACUGAAACAGCAAUUGGGCAACCCUUGCUCCAUCUAUUAUUAUUAUAUUUUUUUUUCUUUGGGCUCAGGAGUUUUAAGAGCUGAACAUUGCAUAAUGGUUCCUUGCAGUAACCACUUCCUCAUUCAGCUGUAACACUUGUAUUGAACCCUUGGAAUUAACUGACCAUGCAUGCAAUUUCUGUCAUAACAUUCAUCAGUGUGGUUCGGUGCAUGUUGUACAUGUGAGAAUGGUUUGUGUCUGACCUGGUUGGUUGCAUAGCGUAAGACGACUUUGGCAGAAAACAUAGAUAAGGACAACGAGACAGGAAAUGUGCUAUGCUCAGGUGACUGCCAGAUGAACAUCUGUACAGUGCAUUGAAACAUAACACAGCAGAACACACUGAGAGCACGAAGCUUGUCAAGCCCAUAAUUAUGUCAUGCAUCAAUGCGUGCAGUAAAUGCUUUGUUGCGAGUUGCUGGAGUGUCCUCUUGUCCUGGUCCAUGUUUUCAGCUGAAAUCAUUUAGCUAUGCUUUACACUUAGCUAUGCUCAUUUCAAGCCAUGUAGUGGGUCUGCUAUUGCAUUCUCAGUGCCAGAGUGCUGUAGAAAGUUAUAAGAACUCUCACUGUCAUGCUCAAAGGCUUUAGGGCACCAGGAGUGCUACAGAGGGCUCACCACAUGACUGAGAAAUGGAUUCUGUGACGUGACUGCUAAAGUGUGCAUUUUUUACUCUACAAGCAAAGUCAUGCUUGAGUAGUUGUUUGAUAUUGUAGGCAAGCAAAACACAAGCACAGUGUACAUUUGCAGCCAAGUAGCAUCAGGCAAAUGUUCUUCCUUGCUGAUUAUCACUUUUUGCAGACUUCCUGUAUUAAGUGUGCAUGUUGUUGCCUAUACUGACUGCGCAGAGUUUAGAAAAGGCUAUUUACUGUCAACAUUGUACUGUCUUACUGUUUCAACCUUUGGUGCCGUUGAGCUCUCAGCAAUGGCCACAUUAAGAAAGAUUCACUGCGUCAAGUUGUACCUGGGCAGUUUCAUUAAUCAACAAGUAGAGAUGUGUGUCUGUUUGUGACACGAGUAAGGAGGUAGCCGAUCGAAGUUGUUGAAUUUGGAGCAGCAGAGUCUUUGUUGUCCGCACGUAAAUGAGAAAAGUUGUUGAGAUAAUUGUUUUGCCUUACUAAAGAAAGUUUGUGUGCAGCUGGUGCAGUUUUAGCAGUGAGCUUAUUCACUGUGUCAAAUGAGCCCAGCUGCACUCUGCGCAGGACCAGCAAAGUUUCAGCAGUUACACACCUAUACCGAACGUCAUUUGGCAAUAUUGAUGAGAGCUGGUAUGUACUUGUGUGCUGCUAUGUGCAAGAAAGAGCAGGUAGGGUAGACUAAACAUUAGCACUGUAUAAUCCUUCCCAUUGAAAGGGCCAUCUAGAAAGGUUCAUCAUUGAAUGAUUAAAUCUCAUGUAAAUGAUUGAAUUUCAUGCAUUCUUCAGUUUCACUGAACUUUGCUGUCUUAGUCAUGUGUUUGGUGCCAGUGAACAAGACUCUCUGUACUGAAGUCCUUUCAUAGAGUUAGGCGUAAGCUAGCACGGGAAAAAAAAAAAAAAAAAAAACAGAGAACUCUGAAGGCAUGUUAUAUGAGCUAUUCAAUGUAAUGAGCAAUUAUUUUUGGAGGUUUCUGAUCCAAAAUGUACAGUUUUCACCAAGAGUUUCACAGCCACUGCUGCGAAUGACAAGAACUGCCACUGGGCUCUACAACAGGUUUCUAAUUGCACGCCCAGUGCUCUGUAGCUCAAAAGUGGGGAGUGCCGUCGAGGUCAAUGUCUGUGGCUUCAGAGAGAAAGUAGUUCUGCAGAGGUUAUUGUACACGGCCCAGUCUUGCCUCUUCUUGUGUGAAGUACCAAAAAACUAGCAACAGUGACUAUACAGUCAGCCUUGAAAGUUUAUGGAGCAUGGGUUUUAAGAAAAAGCUCAAUAUCUGCCAAGUUUGAGCAUGCGGUGUCCUAAGUGAAUGGGAAACUGCAUUGUCGGCACAUACUACUGCAAACCCCAAUUUUCAGUGCCAGGCUGUGUGCACAGGAUUUGUGUAAAUCCAGCUUUCUCACAGGUACUGUGCUCUGUAAACCUCUUCAGCCAACAGUAUUCAAUGAGGGUUACAGUUGGAACAUGUGAUCAAGCUCUUGGGACACUGCACUUAAAAGUUGUGGAGGACAAUGGCUUCAUAAGCUUUACAGCAAUCAUCACACAAUAUGGUCCUCAGCGCAACAUCUGGAGUCAGUGCCAGUCAUGCCUUGGUUGACUUGGGAACCUUUGAAGAUGACUGUACAUUGGUUUAUCUUAUACCCAAGGCAAACUACUGUGCAGUGAUGUUACUGUUUGUGCCAGUGGCGUGUUGUAAUUUUGCUCAGCCUUAAGCCAAGCAUAUAAAUAACUUACAGGCUGGCCACAGAGGCAUGGCACUGGCGUAAUGAUUGUAUUGUGUGUAUCCUUUUGUGCAUGUUUGUUACAAAAAUUCUUUGAAAGUUCAAAGCAGUUGCUGCACUCUGAAUAGGCACUUGUUGUACACAAUGUUUGUAAAGGUGAGCUGUGGGAAGGCGUUUAAAAUUUCCUGCUCUUCUAAAAAAUUGUUUUUCAUUGUGUUUCACAUGUGCCACAAUAGGAACUUCGCCUUGACCUCUCCCUUGUUUGUUUGUGACGUGAUGCGUGUUGAUAGCUUUGCAUAAAUUGUAAGUGCUUUCUGUGUUGCCCAAUAUGCAGAUAAGCAAGCUGUGGUGCCUAAGUUGGUAGACAUCAGACCCAAUAUGCUAAGUGGUGUAACCCAAAAGACUAAUCAGUGCUUACAUUAAGCCACGGUGAGAGCUUCGCUACUUGAGGCACAUCAGGUGGUUGCAGCCCAAUUUAGAAUGCCAAAUAUUACUAUCGCAUAUGUGCCUCAUUUGGAUGCAAGGCCUACAGCACAUGCAUGUACAUGCACAUGGAACUUCAGUCUGUAUACUUGUGGGUGAGCACUUUUUUUUUUUCAUUAAUUUUAUUCACACGUUUUUAUGGAAAGUGUCGUGUAUAUUCUCAGUGGACAGUUGGUGCAGUCAAUGCACUUGUCUUGGUAACAAUUGCCAAAUUUCGACAACUAGGCAGGCUGCCAUGCUCAAGCACAAAUGUACGAAGCCUGUGCUUAGCACACAGAUCUUAAUGUACAACUUUUAUCAAAAGUUUCACAGCCGCUUUAUAAGCAUAAAGGUCUGUUGCCAGGUUCUGUUGCCAGGUUCUGUUGCCGUACUACUUUGGCACAUCAGAAGCUUGGGAGAGCGAUAAGCAGUUUGCGGAGUGUUAAUGACGAUCCUACACAAGCCCCAAUGUACAGCCCAGCCAAGAGUCUAGUCAGGCGCAGCGUCCUUGAAACUUUUGACAAAGGCUGUGCAAUGCCUAGCUUUUGCAGACAAGCGUGCACACUGUAAUUACUGUCACCAGGACACUUGUCCUUACCUUUGUGCUGAGAAAAAUGAAGAGUAUUUUCUCACUAUGGACUGCUUUUGGUGUAUACUGUAGCUACUUCCAUAGUAGGUGUACAGGCGUUGUAUGUGCACAAUCCACUUUUUUUUUUUUUUUUGCUCUAAAAUGUAGGCCAAAUGGCUGUGUGAAACUUGCAAAAGUAGAGUAUGCUCAUCAGCACAGAUCUGCAGUAAAUAUAGGCUCUAGAAGUGUGGUUUUUGAAUUUGCCAUUUACACAGUGUGUGUCACGCAAGUCAGAUUUUAUUGCAAUUGACACAUUUUGUAAAGUCUGCAGUUAUUAGGUUGCGUUUAAUUUUUUUUUGUCUACUUAAAAGAAGUAUAGGAAUUUAGCAUUGUUGUGAUUUACUGCAUUUCUAUGUCUUUUAGGAUACUAGUCUGAGCAGGACAUAUAACUUCACACUUACAUUUGAUGCAUGAAUACAGCUUAACAAGCUCAAUGCUGUAAAAGGUUUCAUGUGCAUGCAGCAUAGUUGUGUGCAGCACUACUGAAAUAGGAAGCCAUAUGUGCUCAACUCUGAUAUGGCAAUGCUUAGCAUCAUUCUACAGGAAUUGUGUGAGCUCUCGGUGCCCUAGGCACAGUUAAAAGGUCACAUGCUGUUAUUGGCUUGUCACUUUCAUGCUUUAGCGAGUGCUUUUCUAGGUAAUGUCCUCAUCACUCUAAUAACAAUUCAAGAGUGCAAUGUAUAAUACAGUGAAAAUGGGAUUACUUCAAAGACUGCUUAAAAUGCAUGGAGCACAAGGUCUGGGUAAUUGCUAAAAUUCUGAACAGGUUUAGACACAUGAAAAUAUUCUUUAACAUGUAGCUGAUGUCAUGUAGAAACUUGUGCAAAUAAAUAAAUAUUGUUUAUGCUAAUAAAUUACUUGGAGCUACAUGAGCCUUCUGUGCCAGGAUUUGAUGUGGCAGUAUUUUAACUACGGCUUAAAACAUUGUUGUAGAAAUGCCACAUUCUAAAGUGAAGAAAGCAGGGCACAGGGCGUAAGUUCCUUGACCUAGGCGUGUCCAUGUAGAAAAUUUUAGGCUGUUACGAGUGCCGGCUGGUUAUGCGUGCUACAAAUGGAGUGAUAAGUUUCAUGUCCCUUUAUAUGUGGACAUUUGCUGAAGCUAUACGGUCAACACACUAUUGUGCAAACACGCAGGGAGGCAGAACUAUUUGGAAAAGUUUGCUAUGCAAAGCAGUGCUAAUAGAAACAUGCAUCAGCUGUCUCGCAAAAGGACAGCUUAGGCUUACAGCUCAAAAAUGCAAUAGCAUAGGUGCUGUAUUCAGUAGAAAGGUAUAGCAAUCUUGUGAAAAAGAAGUCUUUGCUGCUGUGCCUUUAUUGUAGCACUGUAAGAAUGGCAUCACUUGCUGUGUGGAGUAGUGAUGAGCUGACCAUUGCAGCGGACAGCCAGGAAGCCUCGAGCAACAGCAGUUUUUAUAUUUUUCAAGCGUUCUUGAGCACAGUGCAUGUUUUAGGAUGCAGCUGAGCACUCUGUUGCUUACCUAAGCUAAGUAGGAGAAGCAAACGUGCCUACACUAGUAGGGCCAAGAUAGAAUUUUGUCAUUUCGAUUGCACACGAUACAGUAUGCAGUGUUGACUUGGAGGAGCUUCCAAAUUUUAAAACCUGAUGCUUGCUGCUUGUAUGUCUGGUUAAAUUAUCAUUGAUGUCAUAAUUGGAGGCCUGUGUGUAUUGAUUAUAAUCCCAUUUGCAUCACCCACUGACAAUGCCCAUGCCUAGGCCUACUUCUAACACUUUUCCUUGUGUUAAUCACUGGCUGGCUAGCACAGAAGCCACGUAUAGAAUUAACACUUUUACAAUCUGUAGUGUGCAGUAAUGCAUCUGGCGCUUGUAGUUAAGUGGCCGAGUCAAAAUUAAAACAUGCUGUUGUCUGUACUAGAGUUGGGCUAUUUCGCAUGCACUCCCCUGAGCAAAAGUACAUGGAUCAGGGAUCCCGCAAUAAAGCGGAUUUUCUUCUCCGUCUAUGAAUGCAACUUGUAAUUCAUGACUGCAGUCCAGCUUGGCAUUGCAAACACCCCAGUGCACUCGUAAAUUUUAGUUUGUGCAUCUGAAUUACGAAGAAAUUCAAAUUCAGUGUUUUCAGGAGAAUCUGCAGUCCAUAUACUUUUACUCACAGGUGUACAACGAACAGGUGGUGGCGUACACACAACAAACACAAGGAACAUGCAGGCAUAAUGUCUGAAUGUGUGCCUUUCUUGUGUUUAUCGGGCUUGGUCCACCAAUAUUUCUCAGAUUUUGUUAUCUUCAAGAGUAGUCAUCAGAAGAAUUCAACUGGUGUCAGAAUCUGGCAGUAAGAAAUUAACAUAAACAGCUGUGCACAGUCGGAGCUCUCUAAAAUUUGGUCUUCAAUAGACCAAAUUCAAUAUUUAUAAAGCAAUGCAGUAUGCAAAUGCAAUAUUUAUAAAGCACAAUCACGGGAGCGCCUUUCUUAAGUCCCAGUUCCUGUGCAAAUCACAGCGUCUUAAGAUUCUUUGUGGCAGUUUCAACUAGAUUCAGUUUCCUUUUCAACUAUAAAAAUUUUUCUCAAAGAUGAUUUUUGCAGUGCAGGACCGAUGUAUAUUGCAACAGAUUUACAUACUUGCUGCUGCGCAGUAAGGAUAUCCAGUGCAAACAAACUGCAGGCAUAGGUAAACAGUACAAACAAAACUGCCACAGACUUGUACAAACAAAUGACGGUAACUUGGCAAUCACUCAUGCCGACUUGGGCUUACACUUUAAGUAGCACCCACAUGAACUUGGCUCGACAUUCAGACUCAAACUUCAAAGUUUGAAUGAGUGGACUAAUUACUACUACUUGGCCCGCCUAUGAUUACAAGCAACUAAUAAUACAGUGAAUGUGUUAAAUGUUGCCAGGAUGUGCAUGUCACUGUCCACUUAUACCACGAAGUUGUACCAGUUCCGUUGUUUUGAAGCAAGGAUAUACUGACUUGACAGUGCUAGUAUCAAUAUAGGAAGUAGCCACAAUUUUGCCAAACACCUGUUGCAACUUCUCUCCCGCAUGGUCUGCUUGCGUGUCUGUGAUUGCUGGAUAAGUUUUUCUCCCCAUUUCUCAGCUUGUAAUGCGUUUUUAAUAAUGUGUCACCGGCUGCUGCACUUUUAAUAUUUUUACGUCUGCUACCUUGACUGACUUUUCCAUCUCUAUGCCAAACUUCUUUGGCACCUCAUGUAACCCUCAGCGAAAUAGAAGUGUUAGCACUGCUCAAUGUAUCGCACUGAGAAAAAAAAGAAAAGAGAACCUUGGGCAGAAUUACAAUUGGAGAUGACUGACAUCUUUAUGAUUUUUACACUUCCUUCCAUUAUGCUUAUAUGUGCGGUGGAAAAGGAAGAAUAAAAACUCUCACAUUGGUA